Ricinus communis (castor bean) is the source of this 1546-nucleotide messenger RNA. RefSeq lists its product as uncharacterized. The transcript has 3 exons. The record is from RefSeq and is a predicted model, not a curated record. The coding region runs from base 493 to 1398 and encodes 301 amino acids. Lineage: Eukaryota; Viridiplantae; Streptophyta; Magnoliopsida; Malpighiales; Euphorbiaceae.
CUUAUAAAUUAACCCCUCUCUCUCCCCCUCUCAAUGCAUAUAUUAUAUAGUCCAAGCUUUUCUUUUCUUCCUUUUUUUUUCCUUGCCUGCUUCCUUCACAGCCUGUCAAGCUUGAAUUAUUAAGACCAUGAUUAUAUCUUUUUAGAAACAGGUUUGCUUUGUUGUUUCUCUAAGUAAACAGAGAGAGAGAGAGAGAGACUAAUUCUGGGCUGGCAAAGGUAGAUAGAUAUUAUUCUUGCUGGUGCCUACUGGGUUCUCUAUAUCCUAAUUCGUAUCUUCAAGUAUUGGACUCUGCUUAGGUUCCUCCGUCCAUGUUUUUGCCAAAAAACAUGAAUUAUGGAAGCUCAUGAGAAUGUUAGCUCAUCCUUCUUCUUCUUCUUCCUUCAGUUUUUGUUGUUAACCAGUAGUCAGGGUGGUGGCAUGAAUAAGAAGGAACAUGUUCAAUGAGCCUCAUCACAGAGAUCUGCGAUCCGGACAAUUUUCCUUGCAGGGAUGGGAACCAAACUUGAUUAUGCAAUCAAUCUUCUAGCACCUUCACCGAAUAGCACUAGCUUUAGUGUUCAUUGUGUGGAUGACCUGGAGGACUACUUGCAAACUAAGGGGCUGAGCAAUAAUUUCCAAAGUACUGGACGGGUGAACGAGCAUCACAGCUCUAUGAACGACAGAAUGCCCGAAAAGAACAACACAGAUUUCAUCAGAAAGACAAUGCAGAUCCAUGAAGAUAUCUUCAAACACCAGGUAAGGGAACUCCAUCGUCUGUACAGUGUUCAAAAGAUGUUGAUGGAAGAGCUGAAGAAGGAAAUUAAGCAGAAGAAAAGGUACUGGAGUCCCAUGACUGGUUCGGAUAUUGUCAGUUCCGAUCAGCUGAUCAUUAACCAGCAGCAUAAUUCCACAGCACAACAAACCAGCCAUGAGUACGACUUCAAAAUUCAAAGUCUGAGAGAUGAUCCAAGUCCAAGAGAAAGAAGCAGCAGUAGCUGCUCUGGUGAGACCAUGAGAAUAAUGGCAAGAGGGUUUGAUCUUGAAAGGCCUGCAGAGGAAGACAUGUCAUUAUCAACUGCUGUUAGUGCCAUUCAUCAGGAUCUUGCUCGAGCAAGGACUAGCUCUUCAUACAUACCUUUUACAGGAAAUAGAGUGAGCAACCAUGUCUGCUCCGACGAAGAGAGUGAAGUAGAACUUACACUAAGCAUAGGAGGCAGCAGCAAGAGCAAGAAAGCGACAGACCAUCAUCAGGAGCUACUCGACUCUCCUGCUCCAUCGUUUAAAUCUGAACGGGGAGAGGAGUGCAGCCGCAGUGCCCCUACAACGCCCAUGAGCAGCUAUAGUGCCACAUUUGAUCAAGAAAGAAAACACCCACAUUGGCUUUUCCAAAGUUUAAGCAUAAACAGGAGUACUUGAGAUUGCUGACUUUGAAUGUCUACACUUUUCUUCUUUUUCUUUUUUUUCUUUUUUAAAAAAAGGAAAAACUUUCAUGACUCAGAAUUGAUAAUUCUUACAACUUAGUUGCCGCAGCAAUCUAAUAAAUAUGGAUGAUUAUUGAGGUGUA